This is a messenger RNA of Syngnathus typhle (broad-nosed pipefish), 2648 nucleotides long. Its product is annotated as outer membrane protein H.8-like. The record is from RefSeq and is a predicted model, not a curated record. NCBI's taxonomy places the organism in Eukaryota, Metazoa, Chordata, Actinopteri, Syngnathiformes, Syngnathidae. Bases 1120 to 1425 code for a protein of 101 amino acids. The transcript has 11 exons.
UGUCUCUUUUGACGUUUUUUUUUUCUCACCUCAUGCCUGAUGUACACAUCACGUAGUACUCACUUCAGACAUGAACUAAUAAUCGUGAGAAUAAUCAUUUUUCUCUUUUUGUUUUUUCUCCAGCUCCCAACGGCCCAGGUAACGUAUCACAUCUACUGUCUUUUUUGAAGGCUUUUUUUCUCACCUCAUGCCUGAUGUACACACCACGUAGUACUCCAUUCAGACAUGAACUAAUAAUCGUGAGAAUAAUCAUUUUUCUCUUUGUGUUUUUUUCCAGCUACCAACAGCGCAGGUAACGUAACACAUCUACUGUCUCUUUUGACGUUUUUUUUUCUCACCUCAUGCCUGAUGUACACACCACGUAGUACUCCAUUCAGACAUGAACUAAUAAUCGUGAGAAUAAUCAUUUUUCUCUUUGUGUUUUUUUCCAGGUACCAACAGCGCAGGUAACGUAUCACAUCUACUGUGUAUUUUGACGUUUUUUUUUCUCACCUCAUGCCUGAUGUACACACCACGUAGUACUCCAUUCAGACAUGAACUAAUAAUCGUGAGAAUAAUCAUUUUUCUCUUUGUGUUUUUUUCCAGCUACCAACAGCGCAGGUAACGUAACACAUCUACUGUCUCUUUUGACGUUUUUUUUUCUCACCUCAUGCCUGAUGUACACAUCACGUAGUACUCACUUCAGACAUGAACUAAUAAUCGUGAGAAUAAUCAUUUUUCUCUUUGUGUUUUUUUCCAGCUACCAACAGCGCAGGUAACGUAACACAUCUACUGUCUCUUUUGACGUUUUUUUUUUCUCACCUCAUGCCUGAUGUACACACCACGUAGUACUCCAUUCAGACAUGAACUAAUAAUCGUGAGAAUAAUCAUUUUUCUCUUUGUGUUUUUUUCCAGCUACCAACAGCGCAGGUAACGUAACACAUCUACUGUCUCUUUUGACGUUUUUUUUUCUCACCUCAUGCCUGAUGUACACACCACGUAGUACUCCAUUCAGACAUGAACUAAUAAUCGUGAGAAUAAUCAUUUUUCUCUUUGUGUUUUUUUCCAGCUACCAACAGCGCAGGUAACGUAACACAUCUACUGUCUCUUUUGACGUUUUUUUUUCUCACCUCAUGCCUGAUGUACACAUCACGUAGUACUCACUUCAGACAUGAACUAAUAAUCGUGAGAAUAAUCAUUUUUCUCUUUUUGUUUUUUCUCCAGCUCCCAACGGCCCAGAUGACAACAGCCAGGCUCCCAACGGCCCAGCUACCAACAGCCCAGCUCCCAUCAGCGGAGCUACCAGCAGCCCAGCUACCAACAGCCCAGCUCCCAUCAGCGGAGCUUCCAACAGCCCAGCGACCACUGGCACUGGUAACGUAUCACAUCUACUAUCUAUUUUUACAGGAAUGGUUUGAAGGGUUUUUUUUCUCACCAAAUGCCUGAUGUACACAAGUUGAUACUCCAUUCAGAAAUGAACUGAUAGUUGAAAUAUUUAUGUUUUUCUCUUCUUUAUCAUUUCCAGCUACCCCCCCCCCCUAGGUAAUCUCUCACACUUACUGUAUAUUUGACAGCAGUGGUUUGACCUUUUUAAUCACCUAAUAUCUGAUUUACAGCUAACGUAAAUUUAUACAUUCAGAAACGAGUCAUGGAAAGAAUGACUUCUCACGCCUAUGUAUAUAUUUUACAUUUGGUGCACCUGAAAUAGAAAAAUGCAAACACACAAGUGUCCAAUUGCUUCCACACAGCCAUGCUUUUUUUUAAUCCAUACUGUUCUUUCAUAAAUGUAUUAUUAUUUCAAUAAUGACAUUUUGAUCUGAUUCACUUUUCAGUUGAGGACCUCACAGGUAACCCCUUAUACCUCCUGUAAACGUAUUUUACAAAUUGAUCUACAAGGACGCCUCAAACACAUCUACGUGCCUGUCGCAAGAGAGAAAAAAUGAUUUUAUAUCAUCUUGAUUGGAAACAAAUGGGCACGCGUGUUUGAGCUUCCCUUCUAGAUACUUUUUCUGGUGCUAUCACUAAUAUAGUUUUUGUAUUUGGUUGUUAGUCGAUGAAAUCCCUCUAAGUGGUAUCUCACCCACACAAGCAAACAUACAAAUCUACUUGUUCCCCACUAAAAAAGAAAAAGAAAAAAAAAGACCCAGCUGUGUCUUCACCACUAGAUGCCAGCAAAUCGCCGUCUACAAAUGCUUGCUAUGACUAAAGUACGGCGAGAAAGCGCUCCGGGAGAAGGAACACAGAACCUCACAGUGGCUUGACGUUCGUUAUUACACUUCCGGCCGAGUUAAAUUACUUGAAUUAUGUUGGCGUUGUCAUUUUGGUAGCCUUUUGUGCUCCGAAGAACUUUCCUCCUUUCUUUGUGAAUGAAUGUAUAGCAAAUACUGUUGAUUUUUGUGAAUUUAUGACCAAAUGUCGGGAUGUUCUAGUAAAUCCCUGUUCAAAGCACAAGCAGUGUACAACUAAAGAGGAAAUAAUAAUGACUUUAUAUCAAUGCUUUUCUUCACAUUUCCCAACAGUGUACGCGCAUAUAAAAGCUGUCGUUACAUUUGCCCCGGGAGCUAACGUGACAGAAAUCCUCCAACAAUUCAUUUUAAAUGCAACUCGUGGUUUCUGCGACGACGAUUGCCAAAUAGAUGCAACGGUAACCCCCGCAGCAGACGAGACAC